Cyclopterus lumpus (lumpfish) is the source of this 1607-nucleotide messenger RNA. It is a transcript of the gene mat1a, whose product is annotated as methionine adenosyltransferase I, alpha. Gene Ontology annotation, molecular function: ATP binding; methionine adenosyltransferase activity. The transcript is spliced from 10 exons. Gene Ontology annotation, cellular component: cytosol. Bases 1 to 1164 code for a protein of 387 amino acids. NCBI's taxonomy places the organism in Eukaryota, Metazoa, Chordata, Actinopteri, Perciformes, Cyclopteridae. The record is from RefSeq and is a predicted model, not a curated record. Gene Ontology annotation, biological process: S-adenosylmethionine biosynthetic process.
AUGAGUGACAUGCUGGAAGAGGGCUCUUUCAUGUUCACAUCGGAGUCCGUAGGAGAGGGACAUCCAGACAAGAUUUGUGACCAGAUCAGUGAUGCUGUCCUGGACGCUCACCUGAAGCAGGACCCAGAUGCCAAAGUGGCCUGUGAGACCGUGUGUAAGACUGGCAUGGUGUUGCUCUGUGGAGAGAUCACAUCUCGGGCCAACGUGGACUACCAGAAGGUGGUGAGAGAAACCAUCAAACACAUCGGCUACGACAACUCUGACAAAGGUUUCGACUAUAAGACGUGUAAUGUGCUGGUGGCUCUGGAGCAGCAGAGUCCGGACAUUGCUCAGGGAGUCCACAUUGACAGAGCGGAGGAGGACAUUGGAGCCGGAGACCAGGGUCUGAUGUUCGGCUACGCCACAGAUGAGACAGAGGAGUGCAUGCCUCUCACCAUCGUCUUAGCCCACAGACUCAACUCAAAGAUGGCUGAACUCAGACGCAGUGGAGCCAUCCCCUGGCUGCGUCCAGACUCUAAAACACAGGUGACAGUGCAUUAUGACCAGAAGGACGGAGCCGUGAUCCCCAAGAGAGUUCACACCGUUGUGAUCUCUGUCCAGCAUGAUGACAACGUCUCUCUGGAGGAGCAGAAGAGAGUCCUCAAGGAGCAGGUGAUCAAAGCUGUGGUUCCUGCUAAAUAUUUGGAUGACAAGACCAUCUACCACCUCCAGCCCAGCGGUCGCUUCGUUAUUGGGGGACCUCAGGGUGAUGCUGGUGUGACAGGCAGGAAGAUCAUUGUCGACACAUACGGAGGGUGGGGCGCUCACGGUGGCGGAGCUUUCUCUGGCAAAGACUUCUCAAAGGUGGACCGCUCCGCUGCCUACGCUGCUCGCUGGGUGGCCACGUCUCUAGUCAGAGCCAAACUGUGCAGGAGAGUUCUGGUUCAGGUGUCUUAUGCUAUCGGAGUGGCCCAUCCUCUGUCCAUCUCCUUGUUUACCUACGGCUCAUCCCAGAAAACAGAGUCAGAGCUUCUCCAGAUUGUCAACAAUAACUUUGAUCUGCGGCCAGGUGUCAUCGUCAGGGAGCUGAACCUGAAGAGGCCAAUCUACCAGCAGACAGCCUCUUAUGGCCACUUUGGCCGACCAGAGUUUACUUGGGAGGUGCCCAAAAAGCUUGUCUACUAAAUACUCACCUGGAGGCUGAACGAGGUGCUUCUUUGUGGACUACAACUGCAAGCUCCGUCAACUGAUAAGACAUUUUUUAUUAGGAAGAAGUAAAGCCAAAGCGUUAGGGAUGAGUCAGCUUUAAAAAGGGGAGAAAAUAAUGAUAUGCACGAGUAGUCGUAGCCUACGGACAUACAGCUUAAUAGGACACUCCCGACGGUCCACCCCCUUCCUCCUUAAACAUCCAAUUAUUGGUGCUAAUAUAUAUACGUACAAUCAUUAAUCAGAGAACUUCCUUGCUAACAUGAGGGAACACCACAGCAAAUACAAUUAUCUUAAGACAAAUACUUCUACCCCCACUAGAAGCAGUGUUUUACCUCAAAGCUGUGAAUAUAUUUGUAUGUUACGUGACCAGUAUCAUGUACAGGAACAACCUCAGCGCUUAAUUUACUAUGGUUGCUAUU